UGGAAGUUCUAUCUCUGGAAGUUUGUGUUUCCAGAAGUGAUAUUUCAGCACCGGCUUCUCAGCAUUACCAUAGUGCUUGUAUCCGUACUGUGGCAGAAUAGGAAGAGCUUCUGGAACUGACCGAGGUUCUCAGAGGGUUGGGACACUCCAGGUUCAAUGUAAUCUUAUUGGGCACCAGCAGUGGAACUGUUCAAAAUGGUUUAUGGUGAAUUUUUCCGCAGACCUGGCAAAGAUGCAGAACUUAUCAAUUUGAAUGUGGGUGGCUUUAAGCAAUCAGUGGAUCAGAGCACUUUGCUCCGAUUUCCUCAUACCAGACUUGGGAAACUUCUCAAAUGCCAUUCAGAAGAGGCUAUUCUAGAACUAUGUGAUGAUUACAGUGUUGCAGACAAGGAAUAUUACUUUGACAGAAAUCCUUCCUUGUUCCGAUAUGUUCUGAACUUUUACUACACCGGCAAACUUCAUGUCAUGGAGGAGCUUUGUGUCUUUUCCUUCUGCCAAGAAAUAGAGUACUGGGGGAUAAAUGAGCUGUUUAUUGAUUCCUGUUGCAGCAAUCGGUACCAGGAGAGGAAAGAAGAAGGUCCUGAGAAAGACUGGGAUCAGAAAAGCAAUGACAGAAGCAUUGACUCCUCUAAUGAAGAAUCAUCCAUAUUUGAUAAGGAACUGGAAAAGUUUGAUAAUCUGUGCUUCGGUGAAAUAAGAAAGAAGAUCUGGAUCAGAAUGGAAAAUCCUGCAUACUGCUUGUCUGCCAAGUUAAUCGCCGUGUCCUCCCUGAGUGUUGUCCUGGCAUCAAUCGUGGCCAUGUGCAUUCACAGCAUGCCCGAAUUUCAAAGGCUGGAUGCCAAUGACAGAGAGAUUGAAGACCCUGUGCUGGAAGCUGUGGAGAUUGCGUGCAUCAUCUGGUUCACUGCUGAGCUAGUGAUCAGGCUCAUCACUGCUCCAAGUCAAAAGAAGUUCUGGAAGAAACCACUGAAUAUCAUUGAUUUUGUCUCUAUUAUCCCAUUUUAUGCCACCUUGGCUGUGGACACAAAGGAAGAAGAAAGUGAAGAUAUUGAAAACAUGGGGAAAGUGGUGCAGAUCCUGCGGUUAAUGAGGAUAUUUCGCAUCCUGAAACUGGCCAGGCACUCUGUAGGACUGCGGUCUUUAGGCGCUACUUUGAGACAUAGCUACCAGGAAGUUGGACUUCUCCUUUUGUUUUUGUCUGUUGGGAUUUCUAUUUUUUCAGUUCUUGUCUACUCAGUGGAGAAGGAUGAUGACUCAUCAGAACUGCACAGCAUCCCCGUUUGCUGGUGGUGGGCAACGAUCAGCAUGACCACCGUUGGUUAUGGAGACACUUACCCAGUCACACUUGCUGGAAAGCUGCUCGGCACCUUAUGCAUUAUCUGUGGGAUACUAGUGGUAGCACUUCCAAUCACCAUUAUUUUCAAUAAGUUCUCUAAGUACUAUCAAAAGCAAAAAGAUAUUGACCCAGACCAGUGCAACAAUGAUCGCAAAGAGAAAUGUAAUGAUCUACCUUAUUUUAACAUUAGAGACAUUUAUGCAAAAAAGAUGCACUCAUUCAUUUCAAGCCUUUCCUCUGUAGGAAUUGUAGUCAGUGACCAAGAUUCAACAGAUGCCUCCAGCAUCCAAGAUAUGGAGGACGUUUAUCACACAACUACUUUAGAUAACGGUGCAGGAAAAUGAGAGGAAUCACUUUCUCCUUCCUUUAUUUUUCUUUUCUGAUUCUUGGUAAAUGUGGACUUAAAGACUUCAGUGAAUUUAUUAAGUGCAGUUAAUUCUCAGGGUACUUAACUCUUAGCCAUAUUUGGACAUUCUUUGCUCUGAGGAUGCCAUACAAGCUUCAUCAGUUAUAAGAGGCUUUAAAAUAUGCCUCAUGUGGUGGUUUGGUUUUUACACAACUAAUGAUAUGCAUUUUUUUUGAGGAAAAAAGUCAGGAAAACAGUUUUAAAUGUGAGAUCACUGUUUGUUUGUUUCCUGCAGCAAUAUGAUAGCUUACACAGAAUCUUGCUGCUGUUCAGGUAGAUGUAUAUUGCAAACGUAUAAGAACUAUGGCACAUCAGUGGAGUUUGUACUGCAAAUAUAUCAGAAGAAAGAAGGAAUUAUCUACAUGUAAAGCUGUGCUCAAUUACACAUUUAUGUAAUCCUGGAGUUGGGAACCAACUUGGGACAGAAAAUGUAUUGGUACAUAGUGUUUUUACUCCAUGGCAGCAUAAUAUUUAUGAAUUUCUUUCCAAAAGCACAAUGCAUUUUUAGUUUGUUAAGAUAAAUUAAUCCCAUUGUGCCUAUAUUUUUUCCAGUGUCCCACAUCUAGCAUGGCCAAGCUCUGGAAGGUUCCGAAGGGUCUAAACCAUGAGCACCAGAAUGAAACUUAUGGCCUAAGGCUGGCCAGGAGCUUAUUGUACCUUUUAGCCACCAUCUCUGCCAUUGCAAACCUGAGCAGUUCUAGUGCCUGGAGAGGAUCCUGCUGUGACGAAGACCACCCCAGUGGCUUCCUCAGAGGCUUUGUUCUGUGGGUACUGAAGUGAACUGUCAUGGUGGUCUUCAGAAGUUACUGCUGCAUGCUGUCAGCUCUGCUCCUUUGCUGGAGGUUACUGCCUCAGUGGCGAAAGCAAAUGUGAGCAGUGUCUUUGCUGCGCUGCUUCCCAGUCCAGGGCUGUAAUGCCAGGCAUUGGAGACAUGUGGACAUGCUCUCCUCUACCAUAUAUUGCCCCUCAGAGAGGUAGGGUAUGCACUGCAUGUGGGCACCCAUAUGUUAACCUAUUGCAGCUCAUUUCUCUAAAGCUCAUCUGUUGGGGAUGGCAGCCUUCCUGGUUUGUUCUGUGGGCUGAAGCAGCGCUCACUGCCUGGCAGAGCACUGCAGCACUACGCGUUCCUCUCCCCUCCAGGGAUUUCUUACGCAGCCAGCUAAUCCUGCUCUGGUUCAAAUUGCGCUUUCCAGGGCUAUUUGAAGGGAAAGCUGGCGCUGGAAGCCUCCCUACUAAGGAGUGCUGAAGAAACCUGGGGACCUCAUAGGAGUCAAUAAUACUUCUGAAUACUCGUUUAUUUUUUUUGGUCAGUUUCUAGUAACCGAGUAGAUGCUGGGCAGUGAGGAAUCCAAGCUACUGUGAUGUUGAUGUUUUGCUUAAAGAGAGACUUCACUGUUUUUUUGUUAAUUUUUUUUUUUUUUUUAUCAUUUAAUCUCCAGUGGGCUGAAUCCUGGAAGCCCUUAGUCAGUUUCUAUGCAAGCAGAUCAAACUCAGUAGAAGCUGACUUCAAGACUGAGUAAACCCAGAUGGGAACUCACUUCUAGCCUCUGCAGAGUAACUCAGAGGGCUGUUUUUUCAGGUGUAUAUCAGGAUUUCUAUUGUAAAGUACACUGAGUGAGUAGCUGAGUUGCGCUGGUACUUGCUGAGGCACAGAGCUCCAAACUCUUUGCAGGUCAGUGAAACAAAAGAGAAUGGGAUGGACCAACCUAUACCUUGGAAAGAGGUGUUCUUCAUGACUGUUGUGCACCAGUGUAGUAAUGUGAGACUUGGGAACACUUUGAGUUUUGGAGAAACUUCAGAAUUUGGCUCAUUACUUGCUGAGUGUCAUAAGGGUAUGUGAUGCUUCACAGGUAAUCAAAGUUAAUUCUUCCCAUUGUAAUUCGGGAAAAUCAAAAGGGAAAGUUAGCCUACAUGUGUUUUGUUCUUAGUGAACAGUUAGCAUUACAAAGAUGCAAUGACAUAAAAUAAUAAAUAUGUAUGUGCAUAUGAAUGUAAUAGGAACCAGCAGAAUAACAGUAUAAAAAUUGCUCUGUCCAAAGAAACUCUCUUGAUAUGCUCCAUAUAUAGAUCAUAUUGUUGUUGAAAUUUAAAAGCAAUGGAAAACAUUGUAAUGCAUCAAAAACUGCAAGAAAUUUGUA
Molecule: messenger RNA, 3880 nt
Organism: Numida meleagris (helmeted guineafowl)
Lineage: Eukaryota; Metazoa; Chordata; Aves; Galliformes; Numididae
Gene: KCNS3
Product: potassium voltage-gated channel modifier subfamily S member 3
Exons: 2
Coding region: 196-1680 (494 amino acids)
Biological process (GO): potassium ion transmembrane transport; protein homooligomerization
Cellular component (GO): membrane; voltage-gated potassium channel complex
Molecular function (GO): voltage-gated potassium channel activity; protein binding
Source: RefSeq, a predicted model, not a curated record